AUGAACCGACCUUACAGCACUAGCCGACCCUUUCCUCGGGCUAGAAGGGCUGAUAGCACAGAUUCGUCUGACGGAGAAAUUGCAAUCGCCGUACAACGCUCCGACAUGACUUUCAAACCUGAACCCCCGAAUAAGACUAUCUCCGUUAACAUGCAAAUGGCACAAAUGACAUGUGAGCUCUGUAGGAAGCAAAAUGAACGCUGUACCCAUGUCGGCGACACAACAUUGAGUAUGCUUCUGCCAUCAUGUUGCGUGGGUGUUAAAUCAAGAACGACCCAUACCUGUAACCAAAAUACCAGUAUCCGUAGUGCUGAGCUUGGAAACGAUACUAUCAAAGUUGAUAAUGAUUUUAUUCUAAAACCUGCGGCCUCGUUGAGUCCUACACUAGAUUCUGGUCUGCAACAGAGUACACAGGAAAAAUCUGCUCUACAGAAGCACACGAAAAGUCUCGGAGUCAUGGACGCAUGUUCGAAGCUCAUUGUAGAUAAACCAUGCAAAACACCGGGCGUCCCAAAUUGGGAAAAGGUCAAGGUCAAAGUCGAGAGUCUGAGAAUUUAUUACCCUGACGACCUACCAUACAUCCUCAUGUAUGAACACCGAGCUCUGAACCUGAGAUGUCAAGAAUGUCUCAACGAUAUGAAUCUUCGUGGAGGCGUUGGAAACAUCGGAAGCCACGUGAAUAGCCGACUUCAUGCACUUUACGUCGAGCGCAGGCUAAGAGACCUAGAAGCGCAGGGUUUUCAGAGGAAUCUCAAUGAAAAGGUUAGGGAAAGGGUAUCACGCUUGGAUAUUCAAUCAAAAUCGAAAAGAAAGCAUGCCAAGGCGCUCCACGGAAGAAAGAUCUCAACACAAAACUGUUCAAAACUUACAUUAUACAGCGACCUCGAAGAUGAAUUAGAUUCGGACUAUGAGCCAUUUCAGUCAAAACGUCAACGGGUAACAGACUUCUUCUCCCCCAAGUUGGCUUCUGAUGAUCUUCAGUCUGAUGUUGGAAGAUCCAACGAAGCUUUGAUGCGGUCCCAAGUCGGUAGAUUGGAGGAUGAGUUUGACAAAUUCAAAAAGACCAUGCUUUCCGUGCGUCAGAGCGUACUUGAGAAGACAAGUAGUUCGGAAAGAGAGCUUCAAGAACUCAAGUCGCAACCGCACACUGAUCGAGUUGUGAUAUUGCAAGAAAGGGUUAAUGCACUCACGGCAAGAGUCUCCAAUCUGGCUGGUCUUGUCGAAAAGCAUGAGCUACCUACCAGUCACAGUAGCACUGCUAACGACGCCGCCCUCGUCGAGGGUCUUGGAAAGUCCAAAGGGACAAUUAUGAAGUGCCUGGCUACCUCUGAGGAACUUUUGGCUGCUUUGGAGGAACAUAACGACAGACAUUUUUCUGAGAUCAAGGAACUAGAAAGAAGAUAA
Messenger RNA from Botrytis fragariae, 1404 nucleotides. RefSeq lists its product as uncharacterized. Bases 1 to 1404 code for a protein of 467 amino acids. The transcript has 4 exons. Lineage: Eukaryota; Fungi; Ascomycota; Leotiomycetes; Helotiales; Sclerotiniaceae. The record is from RefSeq and is a predicted model, not a curated record.